This is a messenger RNA of Phaeodactylum tricornutum CCAP 1055/1, 369 nucleotides long. RefSeq lists its product with no specific name. The record is from RefSeq and is a predicted model, not a curated record. The transcript has a single exon. Bases 1 to 369 code for a protein of 122 amino acids. NCBI's taxonomy places the organism in Eukaryota, Bacillariophyta, Bacillariophyceae, Surirellales, Neidiaceae.
AUGGAGGAAGAAAUUCUUGGAUUGAAUCGGCAAGAGCACCAAAUUGGUCCGUACGAUAUAAAAUAUGGGCGACACAGAGACGCCUUCAAUAAUGUUGGCAAUCGUCGUUUUCGCAUUACUAUAAGUCUAAACAUUGAACGCUACCUCGCAGCUUCUACGCGUAGAGAAAAAGCUGAAGUCAUCGGCUCCAUUAUCGAGCUGGUGGAAGGAAACGGCGGGUAUUUCCUUAAAUGGAGCGUACAGCGACAAGACUGGAUCGCUUUAAAUUCCAAGCAGGCAAGAGCGAAGGUAGGGCAUGCCAUGCGCGAUAUGAUUACCGCUCGAGAUAGCUUAGAUGCAGAAAAUGGUGCUCACUCUUUUGUCGAAUAG